Salvia splendens (bonfire salvia) is the source of this 1193-nucleotide messenger RNA. Its product is annotated as membrane protein PM19L. The transcript has 3 exons. Bases 39 to 455 code for a protein of 138 amino acids. Lineage: Eukaryota; Viridiplantae; Streptophyta; Magnoliopsida; Lamiales; Lamiaceae. The record is from RefSeq and is a predicted model, not a curated record.
GUUAAUUAUAGGAAAAACCUUCCUUCACAAAUUAAGGCAUGGCUUCUGGAGCAGGAAAAUCAGCAGCAUUCAUCCUCCAAGUACUCAACGUCUUCCUCUACUUCCUCGUCCUCUCCAUUGCAUCAUGGGCGGUCAACCAUGGGAUCGAGAGAUCCCAUGAGAUGGCAUCUGUGUUGUCUCCUCCAGCUAGGAUAUUUCCAAUAUACUAUCCAAUUGGGAAUUUGGUUACUGGAUUUGUGGUGAUUUUCUCUCUCAUAGCUGGGGUUGUGGGAUUCACAACCUCCAUUCUUGGAAUCAACAAUGUCUUGAAAUGGAAUGCUCCAAAUCUACAUGCAGCUGCUGCUUCCUCUCUUAUUUCUUUGCUCCUUACUUUGCUAGCAAUGGGGUUUGCAUGCAAAGAGAUUGAUAUAGGCUGGACAGGGUCAAACCUAGUAAGUACAAAACCCAUUUCAUGAUUGAUACCAACAAAUGAAGCAAAUGGCACAGAAUGACUCUCUCUCCUGUAAGUUGUAUCAAACACAAUUGCAUCGCCAAACUGAGCACAUGAAAAUCUAGAUCGUGCAUCAGCCCAGAAAAGGUUCAUGCCUUUACCCGCCCGCAUUUCCACCGCAUAAAAAAACCCUGUUUCUUUAGCUUGCUGAGACUGAAAAUACUCAAACAGCACACCGCACCAAUCAUUAUCAAUCCUACUCUCUCUCUGUCUCGUUUGACUAGGCUGAGGCCACCAUCUGUUUCAACCAAAUCCAAAUUCUCCAACACGCUACUACCUUCCUCUCUGCACCCUUUUGGUGCAACAUCCACUGUUCUAUUAGGAUCCAAUGGGAUGCCAAGUGCAUGGUUGUGUUCCAUCUGAAGACGAUCAACCACCCAACCUCCCGCUUCAUGUCUUUGUAUUCUCAUGUAUGCUCCGCAACCAACUCUAGAAUUGGAACACACAAAUCUUCGAGAUGUAAUCGAGCCAUCAUGUUUAGAGCGGAAUAAUUGACCUAUCCUGAUUCUGAACCCCGUGUUAGUUGCAUAUGCGUAGUAAAAUUUGUAUGCAUCAUUGGCAGAAUUAAACUCAAGACCUGUAGAAGGUUGGGUGAUGGGGUACGUACUAAACAAGCCCAAUAGCAGUGACGGCCCAUCAGCCCAAAGCCCAAGGAAGAGUAUCAGUUCGGCAUUACCAAAGAGUUCGGCCCCAGCCUACAGCU